ACAACAAAACCAGCUCCCCCGCUGCCGGCGCCGCUGCUUCGCUGCCCGCCCCGGUGUCACCUGUCGCCACCUUGGCUGCAUUUGGUCCUGCCCUGCGCUGCGCAACACGGCCGGUGAGGUGGCCGCGCCCUUCGGCCAACUUCUCUGACUGCCGGCUGCGGCGCCUCGCGAGACCCGGGGCCGGUCCGUGGCCGCCUCCUGGGAGCAGCAGGAAGGGAGCGGCCGCCGCGGAAAAGCCCGGCUGGACUGUGCGGCCCGCGGCUGUGCCCGGGCGCGGAGGGCGGCGGUGGCGGGCCCCGCGGCCUUGUCUCAGGUACCCCUCCUUCGGCUGGCGGCCCUAAGCCUCUUACUCUCUUUCCCGGCCCGUGCGGCGGUGCGGUCGCGUAGCGGCCUUGUUGCGUUUCAGCUUGGGGGUCGCGGCGAGGGCGGGGCAGUGACCCCGGCCUCGUGCCCUCACCCCUCGGGCACACCCUUGUCAUCGCUUUCUCUGUCUCCGCCCCGCCCCCCUCCGCAGUCCGGAGCCAGGCGGAGCCCGGACUUGGCCGGGAGAGCUGCACUGACGGCCCGGCACCCAGACCUCGCCGCCGCCGCCGCCGCGAGCGCCGCUGUCCAUCCUGGGUACCGGCAAUGGCCUUCGUAUCGCCCGAUGCACUUGUGACUGACUUGAACACGGAAUAUUAAGAACUCACUUCCGUCCCCAUCCCAGCCGCGCCGGCGGUAACCACCUCGGCUCAGUUUGGGCUUACGGCAGCCCCACUUGUGUCUCUCCGUCCUUGGGGACACCAUGGACCAAAGUGGGAUGGAGAUUCCUGUGACCCUCAUCAUUAAAGCACCGAAUCAGAAAUACAGUGACCAGACUAUUAGCUGCUUCUUGAACUGGACCGUGGGGAAACUAAAAACGCAUCUAUCUAACGUGUACCCUAGCAAACCAAGUUCAGAUCAUUCAGGAUCGACAACUCCGUCAUCCAGUCAAGAAACCUUGUCUUUAGCUGCUGGUUCUUCCUCAGAAGGGUUGAGGCAGCGAACCCUUCCACAAGCACAAACCGACCCAGCCCAGAGUCAUCAGUUUCCAUAUGUAAUACAAGGAAAUGUGGACAACCAGUCUCCUGAGCAGGCUGUUCCACCGGGGCUCCCGGCCUAUCCUGCUUUCAGCCCGCUGCAGAUGCUGUGGUGGCAGCAGCUGUAUGCUCAUCAGUAUUACAUGCAAUAUCAAGCUGCAGUUUCAGCUCAGGCCACAUCAGAUGCCAACCCUGCCCAGCCUGCUGCUCCACAGCCUCUAAAUUUGGCACAUGUUGCUGGAGAGGAUCCCCCACCGGCUCCAAAUCUAGUGGCCCAGGAAAAUCGACCUGUGAAUGAGAACGUUCAGAUGAAUGCACAGGGAGGCCCGGUGCUCAACGAAGAAGACUUCAACCGAGACUGGCUAGACUGGAUGUACACACUCUCACGCGCCGCGAUUCUCCUUAGCAUUGUGUACUUCUACUCUUCCUUUAGCCGCUUUAUCAUGGUCAUGGGAGCCAUGCUGCUGGUUUACUUACACCAAGCCGGAUGGUUUCCUUUUCGGCAGGAAGGAGGUCAACAACAGGCUCCCAACAAUAAUGUUGAAGUCAACAACGAUGGGCAAAACGCACACAACCUGGAACUUGAGGAGAUGGAGCGUCUCAUGGACGACGGGCUGGAAGAUGAGAGCGGGGAAGACGCAGGCGAAGACGCCAGUGCAGUUCCGAGGCCUGGGCUAAUGGCUGCCGCGUGGUCGUUCAUCACCACUUUCUUCACUUCGCUGAUCCCGGAGGGGCCUCCCCAGGUUGCCAACUAGACCCGAGAGACUGUGCCAGCUGCAAAGGAGGGUCUGACGUGAGGAAAGUGGGCUAAAUAACAGUGCAAUUUCAAAAAAAUUUAUAACUUUCUUUUGAAUAUCAUGUACAGAGGUGUUUUUUUUUCCCUUUAAGCUUCUCAUGCAUAUGAAUAUUUUAAGCACAAAUGGACUACUAAAUGUCUGAUUUUUUUUUAAAGAUCCUAACAACAUAGAGUAACAGUAUUGGCCUUCCAGGUCUGUUCAUUUAAAUUAUGCAUAGUGCACCAAGACACACAGACCUGUCUGUGUUUUUCUCAUUUCUUUAAAGAGCUGCUUCACAUGUAAAUAUCCAAAGCAAGUAACCCAGCCCUUCAAUGUGUAAUUUGAAUAAAUAUAUCUAUUUUCUGUGAAUUAUCCUGAAAGUUUUAAACAGAAUGACCUCAUAGUUUUUAAUAAAGAUUAUUAUUUACCAAAAAUGUGCUAGUAGAAUCUUGCCCAGACAUAAAGCAAUAAAUGUCUCAAUAUUCUUAAUUUUGAAAUUUGAGUAAAUGGUGGACACUUUCUAUUUUGAGGGCAAUGUAUCCCAUCAAUUGGAAUUAGUACCUUAAAAAAAAAAAGGCAGCUCUUCAGUGGAAUUAACAGUGAUACAAAGUGUUUGAUACAGGCAGUAGUACUUUUAUAGAACAAGAUGUGCUGGAAAUUGCUCCCUGUAAUUUUUUUAAAUAAAAAAGCAAUGAUGAAUUAUGGUAAA
Molecule: messenger RNA, 2543 nt
Organism: Oryctolagus cuniculus (rabbit)
Lineage: Eukaryota; Metazoa; Chordata; Mammalia; Lagomorpha; Leporidae
Gene: HERPUD2
Product: HERPUD family member 2
Biological process (GO): endoplasmic reticulum unfolded protein response
Molecular function (GO): protein binding
Source: RefSeq, a predicted model, not a curated record